UCUCUCUCUCUCUGUGUUUGUGUCUGUCUUUGUGUGUGCUUUCUAAUAAAGCGAUAACAGGGGAAGGAAAAGGAGACAUGGAGAAAGGAGAGCUGAGUGCUGCUCUCUUAGAAGAGAAGGAGUUGGAUGGGGGGGUGGGAUUGGCGAGGAGGACAUGGGAGGAGUCGAAGAAGCUCUGGAGAAUUGUUGCGCCGGCCAUUUUUAGCAGGGUGGUGACCUAUAGCAUGAACGUCAUCACCCAAGCCUUUGCCGGCCACCUCGGCGACCUCGAGCUAGCUGCCAUGUCCAUUGCCAACACCGUCGUCGUCGGCUUCAACUUUGGCCUCAUGCUGGGCAUGGCCAGUGCACUAGAGACAUUGUGCGGACAAGCGUUCGGUGCUAAGAAGUACCACAUGCUGGGUAUCUACAUGCAAAGAUCAUGGAUUGUGCUCUUCCUCUGUGCCGUCCUCCUCCUGCCGAUGUACUUCUUCGCGACGCCGAUCCUAGUUCUGUUGGGACAACCGCCGGAGCUGGCGGCCCUCGCCGGGAAAGUGUCGAUUUGGUUCAUCCCCCUCCACUUCUCCUUUGUGUUCCUCUUCCCCCUCCAGAGGUUCCUGCAAAGCCAGCUCAAGAAUGCGAUCAAUGCUUAUAUAUCUGCUAUUGCGAUGGUUGUCCACAUCUUCAUCAGCUGGCUCUUCGUGUCAAAGCUUCAGUUUGGCCUCACCGGCACCGCUGCGACGCUCAACUUCUCUUGGUGGGUCGCCGUAGCCUGCCAAUUCUUAUACGUCAGCUGCGGAGGUUGCCCUCACUCUUGGCAUGGAUUCUCCAUGGAAGCAUUUGCUGGGCUCUGGGAAUUCUUGAAGCUUUCUGCUGCUUCUGGUGUCAUGCUAUGUUUGGAGAACUGGUACUACAGAAUAUUGAUUCUUCUGACUGGAAACUUAAGGAAUGCCGAGAUAGCAGUAGAUGCGCUCUCCAUUUGCAUGAGCAUAAAUGGAUGGGAGUUGAUGAUUCCUUUGGGUUUCUUUGCUGGUACUGGAGUGCGGGUUGCAAAUGAGCUUGGGGCAGGCAAUGGCAAGGGGGCUAGGUUUGCGACCAUCGUCUCGGCAUCGACCUCCGUCGUGAUAGGCCUUUUCUUUUGCACUUUGAUCAUGUCCCUCCACGACAAAUUCGCUUUCAUCUUCACCACAAGCACUGUGGUUCUUGACGCUGUAGACAAUCUGUCCAUUCUGUUGGCAUUUACCAUUCUCCUUAAUAGCGUUCAACCAGUUCUUUCUGGUGUGGCUGUUGGAUCGGGGUGGCAAGCAAUGGUGGCAUAUGUUAACAUUGGGUCCUACUACCUAAUAGGUGUUCCUCUUGGGGUUCUCAUGGGAUGGCUCUUCAACUUGGGGGUUCUGGGUAUUUGGGGUGGAAUGAUUGGUGGAACUGCUGUCCAGACAUUGAUAUUGGCCUUCCUGACCAUCAGAUGUGAUUGGGAUAAGGAGGCGAUGAAAGCUAUCAAUCGUGUUGAGAAUUGGGAUGGUCCCAGAUGAUCAUGGAGGAUUGGUUAUUCAGAAGCAGAAAUAAUCAGAAAAAGUUGAUCCAUUCUGUCGAUAAUUUCUUUUACCAAAAGAAUUGGACUAAUAAAUACCAGUUCUCUCUCCUCUCAGGUUAAUAUUAACAUUGCUUUUUUUGUUUUUUUUUUUUGGGUGGGGGGUGGGGUUUUGCUUUUACGUUAUUUGAUUAAGCAGAGGCGAGUUGGUUGCUGAGAUUAUGGUAGUACAUGUUGCUUCCAGGAAGCUAAAUGGCAAGGUAAAUGCUUGAUGAAUUUAUUACAUUGUUACAUCAUUGAGAAAUCUGAUUGAUCCAUUAAAAUUAGGAUCGAAUCUGUAUACUUGGAUUUAAAUCCAGAUCUUAACCGAAACGUUUAUCUUUGCGUAUAAGUACAUGGAUAUUGCUAAGAAAA
Phoenix dactylifera (date palm) is the source of this 1921-nucleotide messenger RNA. RefSeq names its product protein DETOXIFICATION 27-like. Lineage: Eukaryota; Viridiplantae; Streptophyta; Magnoliopsida; Arecales; Arecaceae. Gene Ontology annotation, biological process: xenobiotic detoxification by transmembrane export across the plasma membrane. Gene Ontology annotation, cellular component: membrane. Gene Ontology annotation, molecular function: antiporter activity; xenobiotic transmembrane transporter activity. The record is from RefSeq and is a predicted model, not a curated record.